Closterium sp. Naga37s-1 is the source of this 6588-nucleotide messenger RNA. The record is from the annotation of a GenBank genome assembly. NCBI's taxonomy places the organism in Eukaryota, Viridiplantae, Streptophyta, Zygnematophyceae, Desmidiales, Closteriaceae.
AUGGGGCGUCGGGACGGGUUUCGAACCCUACGCGGAGACAGUUCUGUCUUCACUGACACUAUACUUGAAGAAACGGCGAAUUUCGAAGUGAAUGGAACGGCGUCGUCUAACGGGGAUGAGGAAGUGGCGGAGGAUUGCGAGGGCUUGCUCACGCGGCGAGAUGAAGCAGUAGGCUACGAGGGGGGUGGUUGCUACCCAUCGUGGGAUGAGGAGUAUCAUGCGCCUGAUGACGAUGAUGGGGGGCAUGAGAGUGAUGAUGAUGGGGGGCAUGAGAGUGAUGAUGAUGGGGGGCAUGAGAGUGAUGAUGAUGGGGGGCAUGAGAGCGAUGAUGAUGGGGGGCAUGAGAGCGAUGAUGAUGGGGGGCAUGAGAGCGAUGAUGAUGGGGGGCAUGAGAGCGAUGAUGAUGGGGGGCAUGAGAGCGAUGAUGAUGGGGGGCAUGAGAGCGAUGAUGAUGGGGGGCAUGAGAGCGAUGAUGGCCGAGGGUGUCAUGAUGGUGGGGGGUAUGCGUCUGAUGAUGGCGGGGGGCACAACGAGUUCGGUCCUGAGGAGGAGGAGGCAGAGAAGGCUAUGCUUGAAGAAGCAGAAAAGGCUAUGGAGGAGCGAUCCAUGGCGGAAGAGGGGGUCGCGGACGAGGCGGCGAAAGGGCGGCAGCGGCAGCAGUCGUGGCUGUCGAGUGUGGAGUGGUUCGUGUCGUGGCCGCUCAGACGACUCAGCCACCCGUGGCGUAAGCGUGUGCUGUGGGUGUGGGUGCUGGUGGCAGCGGCCAUCCUGUCGAUGGUGUUUCUAACGGCGUGGCAGCAUGUCAAGGUGCACGAGAUGCACGACACGCCCAGGCCCGUGCUUCUCUUUUUUUGCCCCUCUGCUCACGCCCCCCCUCCCAACCUCCCCGUUCGCCCUCCCACGCCCCCUCACUUCCCCGCCAGACCAUCCCCCUCCCAGCGUCUGCUAUGGGUGCGGCGUGUGCUGUGGGUGUGGGUGCUGGUGGCAGCAGGCAUCCUAUCGAUGGUGUUUUUCACGGCGUGGCAGCAUGCCAAGACAAACGAGAAGCGCGACCUGGAGGGGCACUGCGACGAGUGGGCGGCGUUCAUCGGCGCCAAGUUCAACACCACUGCCGCCAACACACGCUCCAUUUCCGACUUCAUCUGUGCUUACUACAUUGAUAGAAAGCCUCUGCCCAGCCACGCGGUUCUUCCGUCUCCCCCACUGAGUUCUUCAUUCGUGGCGUUCACUCUCCUCGUGAACAACUCGUUCAUCCGAGACAGAAUCGAGAGGACCGCCGGCCACUGCCUUUACGGGCUCGAGCCUAAUGGCUCCAUGUCUUGCCGCCCGCGUGGGCUGCCCCUGUACGCGCCACUGCUGGUCUUCAACGCGCGCAAGGACUACAACCCGCGGCUGAGGCCCGCUGUUGCUGGAUGCUGUUAUGACAUGCUGGAUGGUGAGUCAACGCUAUGGCAGGGAAUCAUGAAUCACUCCCUCCUCUCCACCCUGCCCUCCUUCACCACCGCCUCCCACCCCCUGCCACCCCCGCCCACCCCGUCCCACCCCGUCCCACUGUCCGUCUCAGACCCAGGAGUGAGUGACAUGAUCCACCGAGCCAUCGAUUCAGCCGCCGCCGUCAUGUCUGCGCCUUUCAUGCGCGACAACUACCCCUACCAUUUCAUCAGCCAAGUCUUCCCAGUCUACUUCAACCUCACCACCUUCGCCCUGCCCCCCUCGCCCUCCCCUCCCUCCGUCGCCAUCCCUCCGCUUGCCACCCCUGGCCCCGGGGUGCUUCCCCGGGGGUUCGUCGUUGCGGGGUAUAACUUUGCAAACCUGAGAUCGCUUGUGGGGUUUCAGCAGCUGGUGGAUCUGAAGACGAGGGUUUACCUGGUGGACGGUACCAAAGGGGGGGCUUGGGAUGGUGCGCGGAAUAAGGCAGCACGGAAUGAGGACGGAAAGACUGAUAGAUGGAUGCCUGCGCUGUUAUUUGACCAUGAGGGGGUGGUGGGUGAGGAGGAGAUUGGCGCGUGGAUGGUGGAUGGGGAGGAGAAGAGCGGGGGAGAGCACACCUCAUACAGCAGGCCAUUCGGCCCGUUCAUCUGGAUAAUAGUCGCCGUGCUCUUCAUGGCCGUCUCCACCUUCCUCCUCUGGACGAGCAUCCAGCUCAUGCACGCCUUUGAGUGCGACUGCCAGCACCUGGCGAUAGCGCAGGAGGAGCUGCGCACCGCGCGGGUGGAGGCGGAGGCGGCGAGCCGCGCCAAGGGAGACUUCCUCACGACUGUGAGCCUCGAGAUCCGCACGCCCAUGAACGGUGUCAUAGGUAUGUUAAACCUGCUGAUGGAGACCCCUCUGGACGGCACGCAGCAGGACUAUGCGGAGACGGCAUGCAGCAGCGGGCGGGCGCUGUGUGCGCUGAUCAACGACAUUCUCGACCUCUCCAAGAUCGAGGCCGAAAAGCUGCACCUCGAACGCAUCCCGUUGGACCUGCGCGCCGAGCUCGACGACGUCCUCACACUCUUCGUGGAGAGCGCCCAGGAGAAGCGCUCGGUGGAGCUGGCAGCCUUCGUGGCCGCCGAUGUGCCCAAGACGCUGCUUGGGGACCCGCUUCGAGUGAAGCAGAUACUCAUCAAUCUCAUCGGUAACGCCCUCAAGUUCACCACCAAGGGCCAUGUCUUCAUUUCCGUGCGCCUCGCAACCGCCACCGAGAGCAACAACAACAAUGGUGAUAACGGCGGUGCUCCCCCGUCGCUGCCUGUGCGCCUGAUGGUGGCUGUGGAAGACACAGGUACGGGCAUCCCGCGCCAUGCUCGGAGGCACAUCUUCCGGCCGUACGCCCAGGCAGAGCGCAGCACGGCACGGCUGCAUGGAGGCACGGGCAUCGGCCUCUCCAUCUGCAAGCGCCUGGUGUCGAUGAUGGGCGGAUCCAUCUCCUUCACCAGCAAGCCAGGCGUCGGCACCACCUUCCUCUUCGAUAUCCUCCUCCACACGCCCCCUCUCCCUCACCCUCCUCCCUCCCCUCCUCAUCCUCCCAAACCCAACACCCCUCCACAAACCAGCACUUCUCCUCAUGCCCCUGUCCCACCUCCCCCCUCUCUCUCACUCCCUCCGCCCCUGCUUACGGCAUCUCCAACCUCUUCUCGAACCGAUGGAGCUCUCACUACCAACCCCUCUGCUGCCACUCCCUCUGGCCCUCCAUGCAUCUCCUCUCCUCUUACUCAAAACGCCUGCAACGUGCCUCCCCAAGGCCCAGGCAACCAGCAGCAGCAUCAGUUGGCAUGCUGGUUAGAGAAGCAGGAGCAGGAGCAGGAGCAGGAGCGGCUUUCCUGCACACAAACCAGCACAGGACCUAUCAGCAACCACUCAUGUCCUCCUCUCAAGCCUCAUCUCGAGCCGUUGGGUCAUUUUCUUGAGCCGCUGACUCAUCCUCUCGAGCCCCUGACUCAUCCUCUCGAGCCGCUGACUCAUCCUCUCAAGCCGCUGACUCAUCCUCUCGAGCCUCCUCUGGAGCCGUUUGGCUCGCCGGCUGUUCUUGUCACUUCUCUUGCCUUCCGCCCCUCUGCCUCCACCCGCACUGCUUCUUCCGACCGUUGCUCCCCUCUCUCUCUCGCUCCCCUUUCCCGCCAGUCCUCCUGCCCUCCUCUUUCGGUUCUUGUCCACUCUUCAAGCGAGAAUGGCUUGGAUGAAAGGGAGGAGGAGCAGUCGUCGCAUCAAAGGACGCAGAUGCUCUUGCGGAAGCAGCAGGAGGAAGAGGGAGAGGAGGAGGAGGGGGAAGGGGAGGGGGAGGAGGAAGGCAAAAAGGAGGAGGAAGACGAGGAAGAAGGGGUGGAGGUGGAUGGAGAGGAGGGGGUGCAGCAGCAGCAGGUGCACUACAAGUGCUUGAGCAAGGAGGAGAGGCGGGGAUGGGUGGGGGCGGUGGUGGUGGAGGGGGAGAUGAUGCAGCGGCUGGGCGUCACAGCAGAUCAUUUCCAUUCUCUCUUGAUGGACCAGGGGGGGGCUGGGAUGGCGGGAUCUGGCGAACCGAUGAGCGAGCGAGAGCAGAUGAGUGCGGACGAGCACGUGAGUGAGAGAGAGCAGACGAGCAAGGGAGGACACAUGAGUGGGGGCAGGAAGGAAGGUGGGGGGAUGACAAGGGAGGGAGUGGGCAGGUGUGCAGUGGAGGCAAAAGCACAUGAAAGCAAGAGCAUCAAGCAAAGCAGCUUGCAUGGGUGGCCCGUCCCCUUCCUUGUGCUCGUGCACGGCUCUCUCCCCCUCCCACCCACUUCUCGUGCCGGAGGCCUUCCCGCGGCUGACAGCUUCAGCUGUUACGAAAAGGAUGCUUAUAAAGGGGACAGCUUUUCCCAAGACCCUGAUUCGGGCGGUCACAAGGAGGUCACCUGUGAGGCGCCACGGAAACGGAGGGGUCGGACUGGAGAGCGGAGCAGGGACAUGAGUAGGAGAAGCAGCUGUAAGAGCAAGGAGAGGGGCGGAAAGGCUGAAAUAUUGGAUGGCAGGCCGGCGCUGCUGGCGGCGCUUCUGCCGCUGUUCCCUGUGGGCCCGGAGCGAAGUGAGUGUGAGCUGGAGGGUGAAGGAGGAGGAGGAAGAGGCAAGUACGAGGAAGCAGCUCAGGGAGGGAUGAGAGGCGGGUGUCAUAUUUCCCUCACUUCCCCUCAGUCGCUCGAUUCCCCCCGCUUGUUUAAGUUGCGCCGAUCUCACUCUCCCACCUCUCCCACCUCUCCCACCUCUCCCACCACACCCAACACUCCCACCACUCCCACCACACCCACCACUCCCACCACUCCCGCUUCUGACUCGGCCAGAUUCAAAGCUGCAAGCCCUGUGGCGGCACGAAACACGUCACCCAAUGCCAAGACUGGCCGUGUUGCCUCUCUACCGGAAAUAGGGCUGAUCGUGUGUGAGGAGGAGACAUCGCUUGGAGGGCGGCAGCAGCAGCAGCAGCAGCAGCAGGGCAUGGAUGGCAAUAGUGCCUCCUUGGUGAACCAAGGUGCUGGUGGCGAUGAUGGUGCUGCUGCUGCUGCUGCUGCUGCUGCUGCUGCUGCUGCUGCUGCUGCUGCUGCUGCUGCUGCUGCUGCUGCUGCUGCUGCUGCUGCUGCUGCUGCUGCUGCUGCGGCUGCUGCUGCUGCUGCGGCUGCUGCGGCUGGUGGUGGUGGUGGCAGAGUGAGUGGGUUUGAGAGUGUGCUGGAUUUCGUAGGGUUCUCUCCUGCCACUUCUUGUUCCUUGCUUGGAACACUUUCCCCUGCCCUUACACGCACACCAUCGCCGUCACUCUCACCAGCCCCAGCACCUGCUACACCACAACCAGCAUUUUCAACAGUAGCACAAACAGCAGCAGCAGCAGCCCCGGCAGCAGCGGCAGGGGAGCCGGCGACUGUUGGGGAGACGCUGGCGGUGCUGUGGGGUCGGCGGGUGAUGGUGGUGGAUGACAACCUCAUCAACCGCAAGGUGGCCAGCAAGCUGCUGGAGAGGCACGGCGCGCGAGUCACUGCCGUGGAUGGCGGCAUCAAGGCGCUUCAAGCCCUCACCCCGCCCCACCCCUACGACCUGGUAUUUAUGGACGUCCAGAUGCCAGGCAUGGAUGGGCUGGAAGCGACUCGCAGGAUCCGAGCGCGGGAGAGGGCUCAGGGCGGGGGGCAUGUGGCCAUCAUUGCACUCACAGCGGAUGUGAUUGCCGGCACGCGCCAGCACUGCUUUGCCGUCGGCAUGGAUGACUACCUCUCCAAACCCCUCCACGACACUCACCUCUCCAAGGUUUCUCCGUGGAUGAGCGUCAUUGGGAAUGGCGCACGCGGAACGGCCGAGGAAAAGGAUAGUUGGGGGAACGAGGCGGAGGCGGCGAGAGAAGUAAGAGCGGAAGACGCAGGGGAGAGUGAGAGGGACGACAGGAGUGAAUGUAUUUCGGAAGAUGAUGAGGAGUAUCAUGCAUCUGAUCAUGAUGGGGCCCAUGCGAGUGAUGAAGGGGGGCAUGCGAGUGAUGAUGGGGGGCAUGCGAGUGAUGAAGGGGGGCAUGCGAGUGAUGAUUGGGGCAAUGCGAGUGAAGAUGGGGGGGGCAAUGCGAGUGAAGAUGGGGGCAAUGCGAGUGAAGAUGGACGGGGGUAUGAGUUCGGCCCUGAGGAGGAGGAGGCAGAGAGAGCUAUGCUCGAGGAAGCGGAGAAGGCUACUAUGCAGGAGCGAUGUAUGGCGGGAGUCGCGGAGGAGGCGGCGAAAGGGCGGCAGUCGUGGCUGUGGAGUGUUUUGUGGUUCGUGUCGUGGCCGCUCAGACGAAUCAGCCACGUGUGGCGCAAGCGUCUGCUGUGGGGGUGGGUGGUGAUGGCAGGGGCGAUCCUACUGAUGGUGUUUGCGGCGGCGUGGCGGCAGGCCAAGGCAGGCGAGAGGGAGGACCUAGAGGGGCACUGCGAUGAGUGGGCCUCCUUUAUCGAGGCCAAGUUCAACACCACUGCCGCCAACACACGCGCUGUCUCCGAUUUUAUGCGCGCCUAUUACUUUGAUAAGUACGGGCAGAACCGCCGCCGGAUUGCUUGUGCUGCUUCUCCCAGUGCUGCAAGGGGCUUGAUGCGCCUCCCUCCAAAGCAAGGUACUGCGAUGCAAGUCACUUUUGACAUUACUCAAAAGUGA